Molecule: messenger RNA, 3089 nt
Organism: Amphiprion ocellaris (clown anemonefish)
Lineage: Eukaryota; Metazoa; Chordata; Actinopteri; Pomacentridae
Gene: chodl
Product: chondrolectin
Exons: 8
Coding region: 321-1217 (298 amino acids)
Biological process (GO): positive regulation of axonogenesis
Cellular component (GO): cytoplasm
Source: RefSeq, a predicted model, not a curated record
AGGGAGGAGGCAGAAGCACUCCCUGCUGCUCACAGAGACACAGCAGCAUGAAGCUGAGCAGAGAACCCUGAGAGAACACCAAGAGAUAUUUUUAAAAGCCCAACUAGGGACAGGAGUUGAGAAUUAGCUCUAGCUGAAACUCUACAUGCAACACAUCGGAUUCAUGAACUGUAUUGAAGCUAUGUUAAUUGCAUUGUCCCUAUUAAAUAAACAAUUAAAUUUAAAAAUUAAAGAACACUGAGAGAACACCGAGAGAACACCGAGAGAACCCUGAGAGAACACCGUGUAGCUGGAACCUACUGGAACAUUUCCUCCGGAGGAUGAUGCCGUUGAACCCGGGGAGGCUGCUGAUGCUGGCAGUUCUCAUGGUGAUGCUGGUUCCAGAUGAAGCAGCUCGGGUGGUCAGCGGUCAGACGGUGUGUGUGGGCGGUCCCCAGCGUCCCUGCUACAAGAUGGCAUACUUCCAGGACGUGUCGAGCCGCGUGGCCUUCAGGGAGGCGGUCCAGGCCUGUGAGAUGGACGGGGGAUCGCUGCUGAGCAUCCAGAGUCCCACAGAGCAGAGAGACAUCGAAAACCUGCUGCAGGAGCUGCGUUCAGGUGCGGUGGGCGGAGCCUCGGGCGGCAGAGGAGGGAUCUCUGACGGAGAUUUCUGGAUCGGUCUGACUCGCGUGGAUCAAACUGAACCCGGCAACUCCUUCACUUCCUGUCCACAGCUGUACCAGUGGACCGACGGCAGCGUGGCUACCUUCAGGAACUGGUACCUGGAUGAGCCAUCCUGCGGCGGCGAGGCGUGUGUCGUGAUGUACCAUCAGCCCACCGCACUUCCUGGUCUGGGUGGGGCUUAUCUCUACCAAUGGAACGACGACCGCUGCAACAUGAAGCACAAUUUCAUCUGUAAAUACAAACCAGAGAGCCACCUGGUGAAGGAGCACAGCGACUCACCUGAAGGGAGGGACACAGUGACUGCAGGUGGGGGCGUGGUCACUCAGUCUGCAGGUGAGGAGGUUCCCUCUGAGGUCACCACAGCUGGACCUUCAGGCAUGUUGCUGCUCUACAUCGUCAUCCCGACCAUCCCGCUGCUGCUGCUCAUCCUGGUGGCUUCUGGGACUUCUUGUUUUCAGAGGAUCAGCAGAAGUGACCCCGAAACCAAGACCGCUGCCGACCAAUCAAACCUGUGGAUCUCCAGGACACCCAAAACCAACAGCAUGGAGGUCUGACAUCAGUGACAUCACAGCACAAUGCUGCACAUGGCUCGCCCAAUCACUGUCGUCAUCAUGUGGUGAUGUCAUCCGAGGCUGUCUUUGGAUUUUCAUUCAGAACUGCUGAUCAAGUGUUGAAGUUCAUGUCCUGCUCCCAUCGUUCCUUUCCUUUCUGAGGUUUAGUCUUCAGUCUCUCAUGUUUCUGCUCUCGUCAUUAUUUCACCGUUCUUCCCUUUUCCUCUUUCAUUAUUUCACCGUUCUUCCCUUUUCCUCUUCCAUUAUUUCAUCGUUCUUCCCUUUUCCUCUUCUCUUUCUUCUUUCCUUUCAAGCUGCUUUUAUUCUGCUGGCUCAAUGUGUUGAUAGACGUUCAUGAAGGAGGAGCAACUAGCGGCAAUGGGAAGAAGUGGCCAUCAGGGGGCGGAGUCAUCAUCUGGGUAGAGUCACUAUAGGGGGAGGAGUCAUUGUGGAGGUGGAGUCAUUACAGGGGGAGGAGUCAUCAUCUGGGCGGAGUCAUUACAGGGAGUUUGGUUGGUGAGUGUGGAGCAGCAGGUCUGCAGGAUGUUUUAUAGAUCAGAUCAGCUGACAAAAUGAAAACACGACACGAGUCAGAUUUCUUUGAGGUCAGUCAAAAAUCCUCAACAUCAACUUUUAACUGCUGAAAAUAACUGAUGGAUGUUAAUGAUUAAUCAAUGAAUUACCGUUAAUAAUUUAUGAUAAGAAGGUCAUGAAUGUGAGAAAAAAAACACAGAUCAGCUGUAGUUCCAGGUUGUUCCAGCAGGUGGAGCCUCUUCCUAUUUAAUCCUGUAGAGACCAGAGGAGGCGUCACUCAGACUACAGUUCAUGUUAAAGUAUUAUGGAUAGACACAAUGUUUAUUGAUGGUCCCUAAAUGCCUCACUAGCUGAUAAAUAGUUUAGACAUCAGGCAGGACAGAGCCAUGGAAGAAGUCCUUCUCUCCACCACUGUUAAACAAGUAAAGUUUGAUGAUCGUCAUUCACUCGCUUCAAUGCGACCACGUGAAACUUUUCCGUCCAUUGUGGUGGCGGUCUGGAGCAGAUCACUGGAUGUCUUCCUGUGUCUGUCUCCUCCUCCCUGCUUAUCAGUAGACAGCACCACUGUUCCCAGCACAUUUUCAUUUUGUUCUUAUGUUUGAGCUGCUGGAGGACUUUCUUAGGGAACUUACCGUCCAACUAUCCUUAGUGACCCCAGACCAGCUCCCAAGUUCAAACAUGCUGGAGGUCACCUGAAGUGACCAGAAGUGUCACUGACAGAAAAAUGUCCACUGUAUGACAUGUAGUUUUAUUGAUUGAUAACCCAAAACUUGUUGAAUAUUUGCAUCUUUGUACUAACACAGGUGAUGGGAAUGUUGUUUAUUCUGCAGAUACAAUACUACUGUAAAUAAUUAUUGUUUCCAUUAUUGAUAAAUGUGCUGAUUAUUUUCUGACUGAUGAAAAGAUUCCAGGAUUAAAAUUUGCAUCUUCAGAUGUUUUGUUUAGUUUGAUCAACAGUCUAAAACCUAGAGGAAUCAGAAAACAUGUACUGCUUGAAUCUAAUCUGUAAUAAUCACUUUGGGUUGAUUGAUUGAUGACUGCAGGUGUUUUUAUCUGCUAGUGCUGGGUUUACUGAGAGAGCUGCUGGUGCCCCCUGCAGGAUCUCUGCUCUCCUUCUCUUUUUAUCUGAGAAACUAAUAAAAAUGUUGAAUUUGUUGUUGAUCCAAAGCUUCCCAGUAGAACGUGAAUGUGCUGAUUGUGUUUUCCAUGUAUUGAUCCUGUUGUCAGAAUAUAAAGCAGAUCUCAGUGUUUAAAAUCCUGAACAUGAACCAACACUGAAAUGUGCCUUCAGAACCGUGACUGUGUUCUCAGAGCAUUCAUUAAAUGUUUACUGAAAACAGG